GGACAGAUUGAAAUGGGGAGGAGUAUGACACACUGAGUUCAGCUCAGGACAGACGGAAGGACAAACAAGCGAAAGGACGAUUUGGCAGAAAAAUAAGAGGAUAAUAAAGCAUACUGAGUAUUGCCUGCCUUACGGAAAAUGUCUCUGUCUCCAGUUGCCUUGGCUGGUCGUCGAGUGUUGGCAGCUGCGUCACAUUCGAGCCAUGAGGGAAAAGCAAAGACCUGGAAGAUACUGUCCUUCGUGUUGGCCUUACCUGGCGUUGGUCUCUGCUGGCUCAACGCUUACCUGAAGGGGAAGGCACAUCCGCAUGAACAGCCAGAAUUUGUGCCAUACCCUCACCUGCGUAUCCGCACCAAGAAAUUUCCCUGGGGCGAUGGAAACCACACUCUGUUCCACAACCCUCACACCAAUCCCCUGCCUGACGGCUACGAGAGCAUCGAUCACUGAGAGGAUCAGUCCCAUUCCUCAGCUGUGUCCUACUGCUUGCUAGAAAAAAACUCCAGUCCGCAGUGCACUUGGCUUAAUUGUACAGACCGAGGGGCCAAGCAGUUCCGCCAUCCAGUGGUGCACGCAGACAGUAAUAAAACCACUUUGUGCCGUGUUA
Messenger RNA from Xiphias gladius (swordfish), 604 nucleotides. Its product is annotated as cytochrome c oxidase subunit 6A, mitochondrial. The record is from RefSeq and is a predicted model, not a curated record. Gene Ontology annotation, biological process: mitochondrial electron transport, cytochrome c to oxygen. Gene Ontology annotation, molecular function: enzyme regulator activity. The transcript is spliced from 4 exons. Bases 139 to 447 code for a protein of 102 amino acids. Lineage: Eukaryota; Metazoa; Chordata; Actinopteri; Istiophoriformes; Xiphiidae. Gene Ontology annotation, cellular component: mitochondrial inner membrane.